Molecule: messenger RNA, 3285 nt
Organism: Struthio camelus australis
Lineage: Eukaryota; Metazoa; Chordata; Aves; Struthioniformes; Struthionidae
Source: RefSeq, a predicted model, not a curated record
GGCUCAGCCCCAACCAAACAAAGAGGGCAGGAGCUUUUCAAACAGGAGCCUCUCAAAAGUUGGCUGCUGCAGAGCUAGGCUCUGUUGGGACCCUUGCUCGCCCAGGCCGCUGAAGGACGCAGCAGCUGCAGGGAGUCGGUGCCUUCGCCUGGAAGGAUCCUGGCAGUCAUCUCUAGUCCCCUGGUAUAGGACAGUGCAGGCUACAAUCUCAAAGGGCAGGCUCUAAGGCACCGACUGUUUCCAAGGAGUAGCCUGCAAAGUUGGAGUCCCUGAUUCUGCUCGCUGCAAUGUUACAUGCCACCAAAGAGACCUGAAGCUCCAGGGGGGGAACCUGCUUUCUUCCCAGGACCUGCCAACCUUGCACAAUGAAGUUUUGCUGUUUCCUGGGACUUGCACCAAGCUCCCCAAGAUCCUGAGCAGAGCCUGCUACUACUCAGGAUCCUAGUGCGGCUGCUUGGCCAGAGCAGGCCACGUUUGCAUUGGGCAUGAACACAACCAACCACAGAAAUACAAAGUAGAGCUGGCCCAUGCACACAGCAGGAGUUGCAUUGCUCUGAGUUUUGAAACAAGAGGAGGCAACUACUUUUUGUGUAUCACCUAAGCCACCAUUGGACUUAAUAGCCAGCAAAUCAGCAAUUAGUGAGUUAGCCAUCCUGGUGCUUUGCACAUGCAUGAUAUUCUUUUCUUCAUCACAGCAAAAGGGGAAAAUCUGUCAUUGUUCACAUCUGAGAUAGUAAGUCUUUACCUGAAAUGAUGGGGCCUGGCUGCCUUGGCCAAUUGCUUUUCCAAAUGUUCUGUAGCCACCCAAGGAGCUUCUAACAACAGCGACUUCUAGGUGGCUCAAAAAUGUCUUUUGAGCGAAUUUGGAGUAUGUUUUCCUUGAGGUUUUAUUCUCCUCUUCCUCUAGCAACCCAUCUACUGUUUUCCAGUGAGGAAGCAAACCCCAGCUGUCUGAAGCCUUCUCCCUGCUCUGGCCCAGCUCUCCUUCUCUCCCCAUCACUGGUACACUGACAGCAGCAGGGAAUUGAUGUCUAGUUCAGGACAUCAGGUAGAACAGAGUUUAUUCCUGCCUUCGGUGUCCUUGCUGGACCAGGGGUCUUGGCUAGACCCUCUGUUCUGAAGAGGGUUCCCUCAUGAAGUUCCUGCUUGAGUGAGGGAUGUGUUUCUUGGCCAUCCCAAUUGCUUCCAGUCCCAGCUGAAAGCACCGCCUCCUUCCAUCUCCUCAACUUAGGAACCCCAUCUCUAGCAAAGCAUCAUCAUUGCUCAAAGUUUGGGAUGGUACUCUGUGGAGCCACAGCCACUGCAGGCAGCCAGGUGACAAAAAACUAGCAGAGUGGUAGCACAGCUUGCGAGGCUUGGUGUUGCCUUUGGGGUGUAGCCAUCCCCUGCAGCAGCUCUGCUCUUUGCUACCAGCCACGUGGCCUCUGCCACUGCUCCUAGGCGUGUUGAUAGGGGCUGUGCAGGAGAAGCACGCUCCGGCUAGCGGUACUGACUGGCCGGCAGGGAUGUAGCAGCCAGCUGCAGGACAGAAGGGUGUCAGGAAGGGUGCCAGGCUGCGCCAGCACCUCGGGGAGCAAUGGGCCGCUUGGAUGACCAUGCCAAGAAGAGGAUCGUGGAGUUGCGCAAAGCUGGGCUGAGCUUUCGCAAGAUCAAGAAAGUUUUAGAGCUGGACAACAUUCGGGUGACCCCCCAGGCGGUGUACCUCUUCCUCAAGCGGAAGAAUGUGGAGCCCUCCCAGGCGACAGGAGCCGCGCUGCCCCAGCCAACAGGUGACAGGGCGCAGCACAAGGCAGGUGCCGGCCAGGCAGGCUGGGAGGAUGAGCAGCUCUGGACCAUGCUCCAAGAAAAUGAGCCCGAGCAGAAUGAGCAGGAAGCGGUGGGUCCCAAGCUCCCUGUGCUGCCCAGUGGAGGGGCCGCAGGCAGCGAAGGGCCCUGCCUCAGCGACGGCCGAGACAGCAAGGAAGGCAUCAAGAUUGUCAGUGUGACCUCGCUCUGCAAGGAUGGCAGGCAGUUUGGGAAGCCUGUGCCCACGGGACUGCCUUCCGGGACCCAAGUGGCCCCUAGGAACAGUGAUGACUGCUCUGUGAACCGAUCGAGUACUCUGGGGAGCUGCCCGGCUCUCCUGCCCCCAGCCGUCCCCCAGCAGCCACUGCCCAAUCGAGGGAGGCUCUUUGUGCCCCCUGCCAGGAACCCAGCCCUGAUUGUAAAGAAGAAGAUUGUGGAUAGGGCUAUUCUCCUCCAGAAAAAGGUCAACAUUCAGAAUGGGCAGAGUCUGUCUGGCUCCACGACUGUCCUGCCUUUCCUGGUGGGAGUGCAGCCGGCCAGCCAGCCCCUGCAGGCAAACCCAGCUGUCCUGACCACUGCAGUGAGCCACAGUGCAAAUGUCAAAGAUGCCAGCACUCAGACUGCCCUGCUGAAUAUUGCAGGUCCUGGAAAUCAGAGCCUUGCAUGGGGGGGGCCAAUGCUUCCCCCUGCUCCCAGCUCCCAUGCCGUUGCUGAAAAGUUGGAUGCUGUACACACAGAGAUCCAGAAACUGAGUCAGGCGAUGCAUGCGGUCCUGGAGAGGCAAUGCUGCCUAGAGCGCCAGCAGGAGCAUCAGCAGCGACUCCAGCAGGAGGUGUUGAUGACGCUGCAGCAGCUCAGCUCCACAGUGAGCCAUGGGACUGUGCCAGGAAACCAGCCCUGUGUCCCCUUCAGCAGCAUGGCUGAGCCCUCGCCCACUGUGCCAAACUUCAGCCAGUUCAAGAUGGAACUAAUUUGACCUUGCAUGAUGCCAAAGUGCAGGGCUGGAGUGAGUGCAGGGAGGGAUGCCACUGCAGAAGGAUAAAAGGCAUGAAGAAAAGCAAGCUCUAAUGCUUCAGAAGCUGUGUCAGCUGCCUCAGGAUUAUGUCUGGCAUCUGGCAGAGGAAGGUCACUGCUGCAUUGUGUCUUGCUCUGCUUCAGCCUUGUCGACUAAAAGGAGCUGCGUGGCAUAAGAUAACAGGGCAAUAGAAAGCUGAAGCCUCACUUCCGCCAUGCUGCCCAUGCUGGCUGGUACUGGAGUUGGCCAGUUGCCCACGGACUUCAGCUGCUCAGAAAGGCCAGCUGGAAGCAGAGGUCAGCUAGGAGAGAUGCAGCGGGGAGGCAGGUCCCAAAGAACGACAUGAGACUUACUCUCAUGGGAGCUGGUAUUGUGAGAGUCAAUCACACGAAUGCUUUGUACCCUCCCCCUGCAGAGUCUUGUUCAGUAAAAAUCUACAUACACUGUGGUUCAGAAAAGUGUGGGAUCUAUUUCUCCAUUUUACC